This is a messenger RNA of Oryzias melastigma (Indian medaka), 1887 nucleotides long. It is a transcript of the gene calb2a, whose product is annotated as calbindin 2a. Lineage: Eukaryota; Metazoa; Chordata; Actinopteri; Beloniformes; Adrianichthyidae. Gene Ontology annotation, cellular component: dendrite; synapse; cytosol. Gene Ontology annotation, molecular function: calcium ion binding. The record is from RefSeq and is a predicted model, not a curated record. The transcript has 11 exons. The coding region runs from base 499 to 1314 and encodes 271 amino acids. Gene Ontology annotation, biological process: regulation of presynaptic cytosolic calcium ion concentration; regulation of long-term synaptic potentiation.
UUUCAUAAUCUACAUUUGUUAUGCGGGCUAAUCAGCGCUGGCUGGAGGCUGUGUGGGAAAUGUGAUUAGUGUGUGAGCUCUAAUUAAGUCUGUGAAGCCUCACACGCACUGGGGGACAAGCUCGGGGAGCAGUGUGCUUAGAUGACGGAGGGCUGUGCGUGCACACACGUGCACGUGCGCUGGAUCAAACGCAGCGCGUGCACGGCAGAUCAACUGUAAAGGAAGAAUUACGCAACAAGAAAAAGAGUUGAUCCAUCUGUAUCCCUACAGCGCACACACACACUUGCCAGCUCACUGCGGUGCUCCGGUCGUCCCGGCGUACGCGCGCGCGCGCAUGGAUGCUGAUGGAUGCAGCCCGCGCGCCCCCAGCGGUGAUGCGGCGCUCGUGCGCCGCCGUUAAAAAGCGGCGGGGCGGCGCGCGGGGACCACAGUGAGGGGUGCGUUUGAGCGCGAGACACUGAAAAGUUCCAGCCGGAUUUGAGUUGCAGCAGCAUCACUAUGGCAAACACGGCGCAGCAGCCUCCUCACCUCCACCUGGCCGAGGUCACCGCAUCCCAGUUCCUGGACAUCUGGAAGCACUUCGACGUGGACGGUAAUGGCUACAUCGAGGGAAAAGAGCUGGAGAACUUCUUCAGGGAGCUGGAGAUUGCCCGGAGAGGAGCAGGAGUGGAUCCCUCAAACCCACAAUUCAGAGAAAAGAUGAGGGAGUUCAUGCAGAAGUUUGACAAGAACAGAGAUGGACGGAUUGAGAUGUCAGAGCUGGCUCAGAUUCUACCAACUGAGGAGAACUUCUUGCUCUGCUUCAGACAGUUUGUCAGCUCCAGUGCCGAGUUCAUGGCGGCAUGGCGGCGCUAUGAUACAGACCGCAGCGGCUACAUUGAAGCAAAUGAGCUGAAGGGCUUCCUGUCAGACCUGCUGGAGAAAGCCAACAGACACUAUGAUGAACAGAAGCUGCACGAGUACACACAGACCAUUCUCAGGAUGUUUGAUCUGAAUGGAGAUGGAAAGUUGGGCCUCUCAGAGAUGGCAAGGCUUCUCCCUGUUCAGGAGAACUUCCUUCUCAAAUUCCAGGGCGUCAAGUUGACCUCUGAGCAGUUCAAUUCCAUCUUCACGUACUACGAUAAGGAUGGAAACGGCUACAUCGAUGAACAGGAGCUGGAGGCUCUGCUACGAGAUCUUUACCAGACAAACAAGAAGGAGAUUGAUGCAAAGAGCCUGAUGGGCUACAAGGAGAGCAUCAUGAGCCUGUCCGACGGGGGGAAGCUGUACCGCGGAGAAUUGGAAAUCGUUCUCUGCAGAGAGCCAAUCGUGUGAUUUCUCCUCUCCUCCUGUGCAUCUUUGUUUUCUCUGCUUGCCUUGCUCUCUUAUCCUGAGACCACACCCACUUCCAGCUGAGUGGCGACAUAUACCAGGUGCAUGUGCCGGACACGCCCCACCCCAUUUAUCCCUCCCUUAAAAAAAAUCCUCCUCCCAAAAUGGCAAAUGAUGAGUCAGCACGACCUCCAACUCUAACCAUCUCUACCUUUCACACUCAGAAGAUCCCUCCCCUUUAGCCACGUUCUGAAUCUGACCCUCCUCGAUGCUGUGACUGACUCCCAACUCCUGAACAAAACCUCAGAAACGUCCACAGAAAUGACAGACCCCCCACACCGCUGACCCGGCCUCCUCGCCCCCCUUUGUUCCUUGGCUCUAUGACUGCAACUGUAAUCUGUGAUUGAACUGAUAUUUAUUUUUUCACAUUUUCUUCUCUUAACUCCAUUGCAUUCAAAUAAAAUUGUUGUGUAACAUGUCCAUAAAAUGGUUUUCAUUUCCGGUUGUUGUUUUUGGCUGAUACUGUCAACUGAAAAAAAAGAAUAAAAUAAAAUAUCUAAGACAAAUAAUGUUUAA